GCUGAUCCAGUCUUGCCCGCUUGUUGAUCCACCCUCCGAAAAAGUACUUUAACACGUCCUGACACCGGAGAUGGGCACCAGUCAUGAGUCAUUAGUGGUGGGAGCAACACCUCGAGACCUCUACUCUCCUUUCGAAAUGGAUCCCCAAAGAACAGAGGAUGAGACGAAGGAAGCAGAGGAAAAUCCGACCUGGAAUCAGGAGGAUCCAGAUGAAUUCCAGAGUGACAUCGCAAGUGCAGAGAGUGAAGCUGCUGGAUCCAACGAAAGACGUCUUUCGGGAGCAGAAUUAAAUUUUCUCUAUUUCGUCCAACAUCACGUCGGCGAAGAUCCUCAGCCACACUGUAGCCAUCAGACAACUCAUGGCGAAGGCAGCGGAGUAGGGAAUACGUCAGUUAGUUCCUCUCGUGAACGCACCUUGAAACCAGAGAAACUGCGUAAAACUCGAAAGCGAAAGCCUUCCCGCACAGAAAACGACGACUAUAAGUGCUCAUAUUGCCCCUACGCCAGUAAAAGUAGAUGUGACGUUAGAGAGCAUGAAUUUAUCCAUACCACAGAGAAACCUCAUGUUUGCUCAAACUGCAACUGUGCCUUCACAAAGGUAUUAGAAUUAAGGAGACAUGAACGCAUUCAUACCGGUGAAGAAUGCUAUCUCUGCUCACUCUGCAAUACUACCUUCUCGCAUAAAUCCUCACUGGUAAGGCACAAACGCAUUCAUACAGGAGAAAAACGGUAUUGGUGCUCGCGUUGCACCUACACAUGCGCAGAAAAAUCUGACAUGAAGAGUCAUGAACGCAUCCACGAUCGGCCGGUUUCUGCCUGUCGAUAUUGCCGGCUCACAUUUCCCGACAGAGUUGCUCUUAAAAAUCACGAAAAUACUCACGCUGGUGAGAAAUUCUCGUGUUCCAUUUGUCCUGGCAAAUUCCUCCGGUAUAGCUACCUCGUCAGUCACAUGAAGAUCCACAGUAGAGAAGGACCAUUCCGUUGUAGCGUUUGUUCCGCCAAAUUCUCUACCCCUUCCGCCCUCAGCAAACAUCUGAAUGUUCACGGAAAAUCUUACCACGGUGAGUUUCCCCGUCCUCGCCCUCGGUCAAAUCCGCAGUAGGCGCGAGAAGAUCGCCGUCCACUGAAUCAUUCAAGGUGGGAGAUUGUCUCCCACACAUUGUCUUUAUACACAUACGUGCAUUUGCACAUGUGAACAAUAUCCGUGCCUUUGUCAUCGGUGUCCCUUCAUUUUUUUUUUCUUUUUUAUUAAACCUUCGCCAGUCAUCGCAAUAUUCGCAGAAACUCAAAAUUCGAAUUUCUGAGUUCCGUAUGAUAAAAAUGCAAUAUUCAUUCAUUAUCACAAGUAAUCAUUUUUUAAAUAUAGAAUUUUGUUAGACUGAUUUUGAAGAAUUAAUAAUACUCAAUCAGUAAAUAUUUCCAAAGAACACUAUAAAUUGAUAAACUGGGCUAAUUCGAAGAAUUGUAUCUAAGUUUGAACUAAUAAAUACCAAUUGGUCUUUACUGCGCCUUGCCCAAUUAUAGUUUUAGUGUUGAACCAUAUUUUUAAUGUCUUAAUAACGUGGUCUAUUAGCAUUAGGUAUUUAUCAUGUUAUGUUAUCUUUAUGGAAGAUAAUUUCUUUAAUUUUAGUGGUAUUAACCUCCCAUAGUAGUUUUUUUAUUUUUUCUCUAAAGGGGGCGAUUAUCCAAGGAACUGCCGUCCUUUGAGUAGCAAUAUGUAAAAUUUUAAAGAACUUUGCAUAAGUUUUAUGUUGUCUUGGUGUAAUGAUCGUGCAUUAUUCCCUGUAAAUAAAA
Molecule: messenger RNA, 1794 nt
Organism: Macrobrachium nipponense
Lineage: Eukaryota; Metazoa; Arthropoda; Malacostraca; Decapoda; Palaemonidae
Product: zinc finger protein 135-like
Exons: 2
Coding region: 71-1102 (343 amino acids)
Biological process (GO): regulation of transcription by RNA polymerase II
Cellular component (GO): chromosome
Molecular function (GO): chromatin insulator sequence binding
Source: RefSeq, a predicted model, not a curated record